AUGGAAGACAAAAUAGCCCAAAAAGACUUUUUCAUAACUUAUCUGGAAAGACCUAAUAAUACCCCUUCUAACCUUGGAAUACAUUUGUUGCCUCCAUCGCCCCCAUUCGAUCUUCCCCCUUUCACGACUGCAUCUUCUCACACCGACGAUCUCUCCAUAGCAAACAAUUCCUCCAUCGGACGUUGGUCUCGCUCUACCUCCGCCGUUCCACGCUACCGUCGUCCCCGCCAUCGGCUCAUCAGGAUCAUUGAGGACACACCCAUUGCCUUAUCCCAACCUUUGUGCAUCUUUGUUGAUGGAAGUAGUGCCAGCGGUAGCAUCAAAUGGACCUCUACUCAAACUACACCCUCAGAUACAUCAUCUUCUUCUCAUCGUGUCCAAAGACUUCUGAUUGAUGACAACCCUUUUAAUGGCCUAGAUGAUGAUGAUGAUGAUGAUGAUGAUGAUGAUGAUGAUGACGCUUCCAAUGACACUAGUGCUCGAGCUCCUAGUGAUAAAGCUCAUGGUGGUUCUACUGAGAGGCCUAAUAAAAGGAGUAAAACCACUGAUGCUUCUAUUGAGAGGCCUGAUAAAAGGAGUAAAACCACUAAUGCUUCUACUGAGAGGCCCGAUAAAAGGGCUAAAACCAAUGAUGCUUCUACUGAUAGGACCAAUAUGGAUAAAGCCUAUAAAACCUCUGUUAGUCUUGAUGAGUUGAGUUUUGAUAUGCAAAAAGCUUUGCAACAUAUGGUGAAUAGCAAGGAAGGACCAACAGUAGAAGAAUGUUAUGAGAGGUUGAAGCUAGUUGAAAUAGACCCAACGGAUCCUAUAUUUUUGGCAGCCUUUCACCUUUUUGGAAGGUCCGUGAAUAUGAGAGAGGCAUGGAUGACAUUGCCACCGAUACCUGGGGUCUUAAAAGGGUGGAUAAAGAUGACUGGCACCACAUUAGGGAUGUUUAAGUAG
Lactuca saligna is the source of this 942-nucleotide messenger RNA. The record is from the annotation of a GenBank genome assembly. Lineage: Eukaryota; Viridiplantae; Streptophyta; Magnoliopsida; Asterales; Asteraceae.